Cheilinus undulatus (humphead wrasse) is the source of this 1542-nucleotide messenger RNA. It is a transcript of the gene tmem223, whose product is annotated as transmembrane protein 223. NCBI's taxonomy places the organism in Eukaryota, Metazoa, Chordata, Actinopteri, Labriformes, Labridae. The coding region runs from base 338 to 1144 and encodes 268 amino acids. The transcript has a single exon. The record is from RefSeq and is a predicted model, not a curated record. Gene Ontology annotation, cellular component: mitochondrion. Gene Ontology annotation, biological process: nervous system development.
AGUCAGGAAAUGCAGAAGCAUGCUAUAAAAAGAGGAGCUUUAAAUAUACCUAUCAGCUCAUGGCCAAGAACCAAUUUAAGUAGUCAUUAACUAUACUAUAUAGAAAUUGGUUCAACAUUUUAAUCAUACGAAAUCAAAAAUAAAAUAACCAUUAGUUUUGGUUAGUGCCGCUUUCCGUAGCACAGCAUACACGUCAUAAGUCACACAUAACAAGUAUGGCGGCGCCCACUGUACUCUCGUAGAACGCUGGGUAGGAAUAAUUGAAUUCGAGCAUUGUUAUUAUCAAUAUACGUUUGAGAUUUUAGUUGUUUCAGUAAAACCGUUUACUUGAGUAAAAAUGGGUUUAGAGCGGUUUCUACGCGGGGCGCUGACGUGUUACUUUACACAAAUCCGACUCCCCAACUUCCAGCAAAACGCCGGAGUCUUUCGUGUUUCGAUGUCUACGGUGACUUGUCUGAGCGCGUCCAAAGUAGUACACCCGGUUGCUUGUGUAACAGGACUCUGCAGCAGGAUUUUUGUCCGCACAAGUCGCCUCGGAGCCCCCCAACUCGCUACCCGCCGCAGCCUUUGCUCCUCCGCACAGCCAACCAGAGAUGUCACCCUCUUCGAGCACGACAGGACGCGCUACUUCCGGCUCCUGUCAGUCUUCUGUGGCUGCCAGUUUCUCUUCUGGACAUACCUUAGCCACUUCGCUUAUACUGGGCUCAGAGACACGAGAGCCUCUAAAGAGAAACCUGGACCCAAGAGUACCACCACAACCGGGCUUGCUGGCAUAUGGAGUUUUGAAAUGAACCUGGGCUCUAACACCUGGAGGUACGGCUUUACUCUGGGAUGCCUUGCAGUAGGUGCUGCGAUAAUCGGGCUCGGGGUUCUGUUCUGCCGACGCUCUGUCAGCCAGGUGGUUUUACACAAAGGUGGGAGAAUGGUAACAGUGUCCACACAGUCACCUUUGGGACCAGGUCGUGGCCGGAGCAUAACAGUUCCGCUGUCCCAGGUGGCCUGCCAUGCUCACAGACAGGAGUCCCCCUCAUUCAUCCCCCUCAGAGUCAAAGGACACAAGUUCUACUUUCUCCUUGAUAAAGAAGGGACUGUGAACAAUGCCAGGCUAUUUGAUAUCACUGUUGGAGCUUACCGGCAAGUUUAAAUUUUGUAUGUACACCUUUGCCAAUGCUGUCUACAAGUACACCACUGAAAGAAAUUUAUGACCUUACAUGGCUGCAAAACAUAAAUUUGCUUCUAGCUUGAUCGUGUUUCUUCAAUUAAAAAAUAAUUCAUGAUUAAAACUGGGCUCUUUUGCUCCUUUUUUAUGUCUAGUAACUAACAUGACUUGCCAUUAAUGCAAACACUGUGAGAGUGAAAAAUAUCAGGGAUGUGUGAUAUUGGAUUUUAUCAGAAAUUAUAUUUACAAAAUCAUUUUAGCCAAUACUGAUAUUCAUACCCAUAUUUAGAUGUAGUUCAGACUUAAAACUUCAGUCCUUAAAACACAACAUUUUAAGUUUGAGGAUGAACAAACUGACAAAUUUUGCUCCGUAAAACACUUUA